UCUCGACUUAAAACAAUUAGCGGCUCAAAUUUGCUUCGCCGCUUUCUGUUCUCUAUUCACUAUCAACAGGAAACUUACUGUUUAGCCAUUAGACUAUCAUGAAAUAAAGUUUCUAUCAAAGGCGACUAGUUUCCUGUGUUCUUGAGAGUUAAGAUCCUGCGCAGGAAAAAUCAAUUUUCAUAAAAGAAAUUGCUGGCCAAGUAAAAGUAGUGCUCAGAAAUAUGAGCUUUCAAUCUUUGUUAUUCGAUUGCCUAGUGUCUCAGUAAAACGUGCAUGCCUAAAAUACGUACGUAUUUAAGAGUGCACGAGUUCUGGGUUCCUCUGUGGUCCAGUCCUUUACUAUGGACUUAACCUGCCGGUACCUUGUACAUACAUUCGUACCUACAGUAUGAACUACGUACCCACUACUUAAUCGUGUAUCUCGAAAUGAAGGAAAGCGGUGGCUGGCUCAGCUAAACAUGUCUCCAGUCCACUUUUGACACUACAGUGUGUGUGUUUAUUUGUUUCUUUGGGGGGUCGAGGUAUGAGUAACUAGUUGGAAACGUAAGAGUAACUCGAAGUUGGCCUUCAGUGGAAACGUCCAUCAAACAUCAUGAACCUUGAGCGGUUUGGAUCCAUUCAUAGACCAUGAAGUUGCUGUCCAGGUUCUUCUUUGGUUUGUUCCUUCUCUUGUUCCUCAUGUUGUCCACAUUCCUGGUGUACCUCACACAUUUGAGAAAUGAGGACAUGAAACUACGCCAAGAACCGCCAUUGGUCCAUCGAUCCACCUCGACUUCACCUCGAGCCAUGCAAAUAAUCCACCAAGGACAGGUUUCAUCUGACGCUGAAGGUACCCGGGGGAUCUUGGAUCAGUUGACUAUAGAAAAGGAUCUUUUGGAACGACGGGAAACAAAGGAUAACGUGUGCUCAAAGUAUGGUCUAGACCAAAGAGGCACGGACCAACUUCAUCAAGUAUAUCCUUGGGAGUAUUUAAUAUCUAAGGAGCACUCUUUGGUCUGGUGCAAUGUCUUCAAAUCUGGUAGUUCCAGUUGGAUGUACGUGUUCAAUCAGUUGGCCGGACAUUCGACCAAGUUCUUGAACAAGAAAAAGCAGAGACCGCCAAUGACAAUUGCUCGUGACUUUUAUCCUAGACCUUCAAAAGAGGAAUUAAUUGAGGCCAUGAACAAUUCCUUGAGUUUCAUCGUGGCAAGACAUCCUUUAGAAAGACUGGUGUCCGGAUUUCGAGAUAAAAUUUUAGGGGCAGUAAAAGGAACGCACCAUGAUAAGAUGGGAAAAGCAAUUAAUCGAAAGUAUGGUCGUAGCCAUACAAAGAAGCCUAGUUUCUCGGAUUUUGUUACAUUUGUCUUGGCCACUUUUAAGGAGACUGGAGUUAUUGAUAUGCAUUGGAGUCCAGCUUUCAGCUUCUGCAAUGUUUGUCAAAUGAACUUCACCAUGAUUGUUAAAUUUGAAACCUUUGAAAGAGAUCAGGCGUAUUUGCUUCAAAAAGCUGGGCUUCAAGGUGUUGUUCAAACGCUUAAAAUAAAUGCCGCACAAGAUGGUCAGAACUCUCAAACUGUGAUGAACAAGUAUAUGGAACAACUGCCUUUGGAGCUCCUUGAAGAGAUUUGUGAUUUUUAUAAAUAUGACUUUCAGAUCUUUGGAUACUCAUAUCCCAAAUGUGAUUUUUUUGAUAAAUAAGACUCAUUGCAACAUG
Tigriopus californicus is the source of this 1693-nucleotide messenger RNA. Its product is annotated as carbohydrate sulfotransferase 9-like. Lineage: Eukaryota; Metazoa; Arthropoda; Copepoda; Harpacticoida; Harpacticidae. Gene Ontology annotation, molecular function: sulfotransferase activity. The record is from RefSeq and is a predicted model, not a curated record. Gene Ontology annotation, biological process: carbohydrate biosynthetic process. The transcript has 4 exons. Bases 628 to 1677 code for a protein of 349 amino acids. Gene Ontology annotation, cellular component: membrane.